UCCUCCCUCCUUCCUCUCCUCCCCGCAACACCGUCCACCAUGGCAGCAACCCCCUUCACCCCCCUCGUCUGCGUAAUCGACUUCCACCACCAACGCGGCCCCGAAAUCGAACACUGGAUCGGCGCCUCCCCCGAAUCCGACCCCACCGCCGAGAACGACUGGCAUCUCCUCCCCUACAUGGCUCUUCCCGACGGCGCGCACCAAUCCGAAGAAGAAUUCAGCUACUUCAGUCUCGUACACAAGGGGAAUCCAGGUGGGAAAGAUGUCGUACCAACCAGCGUGUUUGGGAUCAGCUGUAUGCACCAGAUUGACUCGGCGGAAUUGCUGUUCAGACCGGAGGAUGUCACGAGAAGUGCGGUGCAAAAGGCGGUGGUUGCGAUUACGGAUAAGCCGCAGGGGUUUAGUGCGUUGAGGGAGAGGUUGAGUGUGGUUACGAGGGCGUGGUUUGCGCAGAGGGAUUUUAGAAGUGUGGAGAUUUUGCAGCGAUUUCAGGAGAGUCUUGUAAUGGAUGGGAAGAGCCAUGAGGAUGAGAGGGAUCAGUUCUUUGGGCUCAGUUUGAGGGAGCUGUUGCAUACGUUCAAGUGGCAGACGUUGGUUUUGUUGAAGUGCUUGCUAUUGCAGCAGAAGAUCCUAUUCUUCGGCUCGAACUGUGAACGGUUAUGUCAACUCCAAUUCUCCCUAAUCUCACUCAUACCGGGCCUCGUCCGAAAUCUCGACGACUGUGCAGAUCCUCAAAUGGACAGAUACGCACAAACCGUCACAAAACCCGACUCCGUCCGGACCAGCGACCGACAAUCCCUCCUCGCCUACGUUGGUCUCCCUCUCCAGCUCUUUGGCAAAGGCAGCAUAUUCGGACCUUAUACCCCUCUUCAACAACUCGACAUGAUCACCGACGCCGAGACCAAAUCAUAUGUCGUCGGCAGCACCAACAGCCUCCUCCUCCAACAAAAAGACCGUUACUGCGACCUCCUCGUCAACCUCGACGAAGACUCCGUCACAAUCCUCAACCCUACCCUCAAGUCCGCCCUCUCCCUCUCCGUCGCCGACCGCCGCUGGGUCGACUUCCUCACCCAAGCCGUAGUCUCAACCUGGGACCCAUCUGACCCAUCCCGACCCAACACCCACGGCUAUGCAGGCAGCGAAGAGUUCAUCCGCUUACAAUUCGAAGAAUACCUCAUCGCCCUUCUCUCCUCGACAAAAUACCACCAACAUCUCUCCAAAACCCACCCGGACCCAAAAGCUCUCCUCGCGGACAUCGACGGCGACCCUGCAUCCGACUUCUCCAUCACCUUCCUCGAGAAAUGGCAGCAAAGCGAAAACUACACCCUCUGGAACCGCACGACAGACUCCCACCUCUUCGACAUCGUCGAACCACGACAUCCUUGCGCCGGAGGCCUCACAAUCGAAGACGUGCAGCGACGACUCGCUGCUCAAGUUUCCGAAUUGCAUCUUGACGAACGCUUCAACCAGACGCGGGACGUGGUGGGUAAACGGCUCGCGGACGGCAGGGAGCAGGUUACGUCGGCGUUUAAUAAAGUGUGGGCGGAUAUCGAGGUGAUGCGGGAGGCGCAGCGAGUGAGAGCGGAGGAGGCGAGGGCAAAUGCGCCGGUAACGACUGGAGAGAAGAAGGAUGGGACGGCGACGGCUACGGCGAGGGAAAAUGUGGCGGCAGCGGGACAGAGAGCAGGUGCGUAUUUGAGUAGUUGGGGGAGUUGGGCGGCAGAGAAGAAGAAAGGGUGGAGUGCGGCGAAGGGAACGGGAGAGGGAGGGGCGAAGUCGGCGAAUGCUAUUGCGCAUGAGAAUUGGAAGCCGAGGAUUGGGCAGGGGAGUGUGUUGGACAAGCCGUCGACUGCGGAUGGGAAUGGGCCUGGGAAUGCGCGACCGGAGAAGGGUAGGACGAGGGCCGGGAGUGUCUUGGAGAAGGCUACGCCUGCUGUGGCGCCCGCGGAGAAGAUGAUCGAGCCGCCGAGGACGACGCCAGUGGCGGAGGACGCGGUCAAGGAUGAGCCAUAG
This is a messenger RNA of Zymoseptoria tritici IPO323, 2013 nucleotides long. RefSeq lists its product as uncharacterized. The coding region runs from base 40 to 2013 and encodes 657 amino acids. The transcript is spliced from 3 exons. Lineage: Eukaryota; Fungi; Ascomycota; Dothideomycetes; Mycosphaerellales; Mycosphaerellaceae. Gene Ontology annotation, cellular component: cytoplasm. The record is from RefSeq and is a predicted model, not a curated record.